Xenopus laevis (African clawed frog) is the source of this 5027-nucleotide messenger RNA. It is a transcript of the gene slc30a4.L, whose product is annotated as solute carrier family 30 (zinc transporter), member 4 L homeolog. Gene Ontology annotation, biological process: transmembrane transport; monoatomic cation transport; zinc ion transmembrane transport. Gene Ontology annotation, molecular function: zinc ion transmembrane transporter activity; monoatomic cation transmembrane transporter activity. The record is from RefSeq and is marked provisional. NCBI's taxonomy places the organism in Eukaryota, Metazoa, Chordata, Amphibia, Anura, Pipidae. Gene Ontology annotation, cellular component: cytoplasm; late endosome membrane; plasma membrane.
CACAGGGGGACACGUGACUCAAUGUUUGCGCUUUGUCGAAAUCAAACCCGGAAGCUCUCACGGUGUCACUCAGACAGUGGGGAACUGAGGCGUGAGUGACAUCUACAGCUUGGGCUGGCUGACCGGGUGCCGAUAUGUGGCGGCCACAAGCCUGGUGGAGCUCCGUCAGGUCGGCUUUCCAGAGGUCGGACCAGCCGCCUUACUUGAACGAUGCCACUGGCUUUGAUUGCACGGAUGAACCGGCACUGGAGGGGGAGGAGGUUUUGCCCCGGUUUAAUAAGCUGAGGGUUCUGGUGGCAGAUGAAGCAGUGGCAACAAACGGGGUAACCCUGAACGCGGCCUCUGAUGAUGAUUCCUUGCUGGAGAGCCGGGCUAAGAGCGAGCCCUGUGAGAAGUGCAACAGCCACAGGGAGAAGAGGAAACAGAGCAAGGUGAAGAGAAAGUUGAUCCUGGCUGCGGCCCUUUACCUCCUCUUCAUGGUGGGGGAACUUGUGGGUGGAUAUGUUGCCAACAGCCUUGCUAUCAUGACUGAUGCCCUCCAUAUGCUCUCCGACCUCAGCAGUAUUAUUUUGACUUUACUUGCUCUAUGUCUGUCAUCGAAAUCUCCAAACAAACGUUUCACCUUUGGAUUCCAUCGUCUGGAGGUUUUGUCUGCCAUUGUCAGCGUGCUUCUGGUAUACAUCCUUACAGGCUUUUUGUUGUAUGAAGCCAUCCAAAGGACAAUACACAUGAACUAUAACAUUAAUGGAGAUGUGAUGUUGAUUACUGCAGCUGUUGGUGUUGCCGUAAACCUCGUAAUGGGAAUUUUGUUAAGUCAGACAGGUCACCCUCAUUCGCAUUCUCAUGGACCCACAGCAAAUUUACCAAGCCCCCAUGGACAUAGUCAUGGGAGUCUGGCAGUUAGAGCUGCAUUUGUCCAUGCACUAGGAGACUUGGCUCAAAGUAUUGGUGUUCUAAUAGCAGCCUAUAUUAUACGAUUCAAGCCAGAAUACAAAAUAGCAGACCCCAUCUGUACCUACAUAUUUUCUGUACUUGUAGUUUUUACUACAGUCCGCUUAGUAUGGGAUACAGUGCUAAUAAUACUUGAAGGUGCUCCAAGAAAUCUGAAUCUGGACCGGCUCAAGGAGGACCUGAUGAAAAUUGAUGAUGUUUAUUCUGUGAAAGACCUUAAUGUCUGGUCCCUCACAACAGGAAAAUCUGUUGCCAUAAUCCAUUUGCAACUGUGUCCUGAUGCCUCAUCAAAGUGGGAGGAAGUGCAGAACAAAGCCAGACAUGUACUGCUGAACACACAUGGAAUGUACAAGUGCUUCAUUCAGUUGCAAAAUUACAGGCAAGAGGAGCGCACACAUUGCACUGACUGUUCCAGUGCCUAAGUCCCAUGGACUGAUGCCUUACAACUGACACACUAGGUACAAGACACCCAGAGCAAUACGUUAACCUUAAAAUCCUUACUAAGAAGCAGCAGUGGGUUGCUCUAUGUAUGUCUUAAGAAGCACACUUUCUCAUUGGAAUCUAGAAACCUUUAUAGACCAAAAGAGAAGAACAUUUCUCCCUGCAGUAUUCUGCUGAGGACGUGUAGACCAACAACUCAAGUGUUUACAGAGUUAAGCAAGUUUGCACAUACCUUGUAUUUGAAGCUAUAGCACAAACAGCCCAUGGUAUGGAUACAAAGUAUGUUAUUUGAAACACAACCAUUGUAUAGAUCCCCGUAUUUUAAGGGUAAUCUACUUUUAUACAUGCUGCUUUUACAUUCUGCAUAGAAAUGCUUAACUUCCAUGAGUUCACAUAAAAGUAUUAUGUUUCCUCCUACAAAAGCCGUUGUGCCGUUGCCAUUUUAUCAACACCCUGAAACUGACAGAUUUAGUAGGAUACUAGGGGGAAUUAUUUUGGUUCUCUGCCUGUUCAGUAGAUCACUGCAUGACCAUAAUAUGAUAAAUAUCAUACCACAUUCUUUGGUAUUAAGCCUUGUACAAAGUAUUAGAGUAAGUCAGUAAGACAGUGGUACUGCAUUAAACAAUCCACAAUAGUUUACCGAUUUCUGGCAUAUUUAGAAGUUUACAUGUAUAUGUGACUGGAUAAUGAGUGACCACAGUAACAGAACUUACGUUGGUACCAAUACAAAUGUAUGGUGUUCGGUUUUAAACCAAGGGUAAGUGAUAAGCUGCUGUUGCUAUUUUAUGAAACACAAAAGGUGUCACCUUACCCGUGUUCUGUAAUAAUGCACUUAUGCUCUACUGUAUUAGUUUUAAACUGGCAUAACAUUGCUGUUAGAAGUCUUUCAUGUUCUAGCCAUAAACCUGAAAGGAUUUAUUAAAAUAGACAAGUAAAAACUCAACAGAAGCCACAAAAUUUAAGCAGACAGUAUGUUAAUUAUUUGGAAUAACCAGAUUUAGAUUGUUGCAUAGACAACGGUUCUUUUUCAAGUAUUAGAGGAGUAAAUGCAGAUUUCUGGAAAGGAUAGAAGGCAGGCCUUUAUUUAAAUUUCUGUUUAUAAAAGCUUUAUGGUGGACAUGGUUUUUAACAGGACUUUCUUUAUAACCUGCCUUGUUUACUAUAAUGAGCUCUUUUGGCCUUGCCAAAGUUUCCUCUCCCAUUACCUUCUCAGGAUUCCUGAGCUUGCAGCCGUUCUGAAAGUGCCUGUCACUUGGUACUGUAUUUAUAAAUAUCCUAUUUAUAUGAGGUUUCAUUCACUUUCCACUAAACUUCCUGUGAGUAGAGCCCCACAAGCUACCGUUCACUAGCUUUUCUAUGCACACACCUCCAGUUAGUGAAUUACCGCAUGCCUGCCUUUGAAAUGCAAAUGGAUAAAAACUUUAAAUAUGACCAGAAGAAAUUCAGAAUGUGGGAUAAAAAUGUAUGAGCUAGUCCAAAAGUACAGCAAAUACCACUUGUUAAAACAUACUACAUGCAUGUAAUAUAUCUGCUUUGCUAGAUCAAAAAAGAUCAUUGCAUAAUCUCUACUUCUUUGCAAAGCCUGAACAGUUGUAAUGUAACACUAAGUGGCAGAUUUAUCAAUGGUCAAAUUGAGAAUUUGAAAUUCAAAUUUUCUUAAUUUUUUAUGGUCAAAACUGUUAAAUUCGACUAGGAAGUUAUUCAAAUUUGAUUCCAGUUUUCAAAAAAAUUUGAAUAUGAUUUAUCAUACUCUGGCCCUUUAAGAACUCGAAUUCGACUAUUCGCCACCUAAAACUUGCCGAAUUUUUUUCGGAGAAAAAACUCGAACCAAGUUUUUUAAAUUCCAAUCCGUUACGUGUUUUGGGGUCAAUUUAAUUCAUUCAAAUUCGUUACGAGUUUUUGGGUCAAUUUAAUUCAACCGGGUUUGAAAAAUUCGAUUUUUUUUUUAAAGGGGAAGGAAAGGCUAAAAUUAAGUAAGCUUUAUCAGAAAGGUCUAUAUAAAUACACCAGUAAACCCUCAAAGUAAUGCUGCUCUGAGUCCUCUGUCAAAAGAAACACCACAUUUCUUUCCUUCUAUUGUGUACACAUGGACUUCUGUAUCAGACUUCCUGUUUUCAUCUUAAACCUCCAGGGCACGGCCUUGAGCAUGCUCAGUUUGCUCCUCUCCCCCUCCCAUCCCUGCUGUAAAAUGAGCUCAGAGCUGUUAGUGAGCAGGGAUAGAGUCAGGCAGGAAGUGAUGUCACACCAAGCUUAUAUGGCAGCUUCUAUCCUAAACAAACAGAGACAGUGUCUAGAGCUGUUUACUCAGGUAUGGUAAAGCAUUCUGCAGAAUAAAUAUAGCGUUCUAGCUUGCACUGUUGUGGCUAUUCUAUUGGCAAUAAACUGUCUUGGAGCUUUCCUUCUCCUCUAAUAAAUUUUGAUUGGUUUUUAAAAACUUGCAUGAAUUCGAAGUUUGACCUUUGAUAAAUGUGCCUCCCCUACACUUGCAAGAAGUUAAUCAGUGGCUGCUUAAAGGAGAAUUAAACCCCCCGCGAUGUUAAGUCCCCGUUGGCCCUCCCCCCUGCACAGUCUUACCCCAGAAUUCUGUCCCCUCUUGAAAUAGUGACCGCACAUGCAGAGUGAGUGCAGCGGAGCUCACGGGCGCCAUCUUCUCUUCUGUAAUCUUUGUGUCUUCUUUCUCCCCUUCGGCUAUUUCUGUCUCUUACGGCGCAUGCGCAGUUGUAUCGAACCGGAACAUUGCUCCAUCUGCACAUGCUCCAAGUAUAGGAGAAGGAAGAGGAACUCCAGCAGUAUAACUGCAAACAACUUUUUAUUCCAGGCAGUUGUAAACACAACAUGUUUCGGGUUCAAUACCCUUCCUCUUCCUUCUCCUAUACUUGGAUCAUUUGCAGCAGUUGCAGCACCACCAUCCCCCUCUUCUAUCCAACUGCACAUACGCCAUUAUGCCGCUCACUUCACGAAGAUUACCGAAGAGAAGAAGAUGGCGCCCGUGAGCUUCGCUGCGCUCACUCUGCAUUUGCAGAGUAGGUUCCAUGUGUAUUCCUGUCUGCUAAUUGUGCAGCCUUAUUAUAUUGUUAUUGAGCUCAACAGGCCACCUGUUAUGUUUAACUGAUGAGCAGGACAUUACCAAAUGUCUAUGUGGGGAUGUGACUUAAUUUUAUUUUUAAGCAUGACACUAAUUUUUGAACACACUCAAAUGUUUUAGUUGGCUGUAUGUAUUUAUGGUUUAUAAUUUUUUACCCAUGAAAAGUCUUUCAGCAAACACUUUUCAUCAGGCUUUUUGAAAAUCAAAAAAGCCACAAAUUUGCAUUUUGUCUAAUUUUCAUAGGUUUUGAUAGAUUGUUGCCUCUUGCAUUUUUUUUCUUUUACAAAACCUUAUAUAACAGAAUAAAAGAAAUUCUGUAACAUAAAUGCACAUAGAUGGGUUGUCAUAAGAUAUUUAUUAAUUUUUUGAUCGCCAGGAAAAAUACUUUCUAAAAAAAAAAGAAUACAAGUAAAUGACAAACUAAAUUUGUGUUUUUAAUUCAUUUGUGGAGGUGAUGUUUGUGUCAAUGGUGUAAAUACAUAAUGCAUUGCAAGAAAAGAAGGAGGCUAAAAGUAACAUUUUAUAAAUAAUAAUAAACACUUUAUGUAUA